This is a messenger RNA of Pygocentrus nattereri (red-bellied piranha), 1812 nucleotides long. Its product is annotated as hydroxyacyl-thioester dehydratase type 2, mitochondrial-like. Bases 31 to 543 code for a protein of 170 amino acids. Lineage: Eukaryota; Metazoa; Chordata; Actinopteri; Characiformes; Serrasalmidae. The record is from RefSeq and is a predicted model, not a curated record. The transcript has a single exon.
CAAGAAGCGCUCCACCUUUUACCUGUGAAAAUGACCUUCGUUCUGAGAAGGAGCCUGCUGGGUAAGACCAUGCGCCGUGCAGUCGGCAUGGCUGUGUGUGGGGUCACGAAGAUGACCCUACCCAAGACAAACAGUCACAGACUGCUGCACGUAGGUGAGCGGGCCUCACUGACCAAGGCUUUCACGGCCAGAGACGUCGCUCUUUUUGCGGAGCUGACCGGAGACACAAACCCGCUUCAUCUCGACCCCGAGUUCGCCAAGACGACAUCUUUCGAAACUCCCAUUGUUCACGGCGUGUUGAUUAACGGCCUCAUCUCAGCAGUUCUGGGGACUAAAAUGCCCGGCACAGGCUGCGUCUUUCUCUACCAGGAAAUUCGCUUCCCAGCACCCUUGUACAUCGGGGAGGAGGUGGUAGCCGAGGCCGAGGUGAAAAAGAUCAAAAUGUCAUUUGCCUUUAUUUCUGUUUCCUGCUCAGUUAAAGACAAAGUGGUUAUGGAGGGAGAAGUGAUGGUCAUGAUGCCAGAGGACUCCCAAGGACCUUGAAAAGGACUGAAGGACGUAUAUGAAACUUUCAUUUGGGACUUUAAUUUCUUCAUUUGAGCACCAAAUUCUAUAAAUUGCCUGUUGUGGAAGUUGGAGAGCUGUUUUGUUUCCUUAUCAGAGAUACAAAUGAUUUAUUUAGAAACCAUUAUUAUAUAAUUUUGGAGGUUUAUAUGUAUCCUUUAUGAGAGAAAGCCUUUGAUAAAGUGUGCAAUAUGCAGAUACACAGAGCUUAAAGUAGUCUUGGGACACACUCUGGAUACAGUUUGUCUUGUUUAUUUAUUACUUUCCAAGAAAAUUUCCAUUUAAUCAUUCAUAUCCAUCAGAAACGUUAUCAGCAAUAACAACCAGGUUUACUAACAAAAUUUUAAAAUGAUCUUAUUAAUUAACUUAAAUAAGGCAAGUAAAAGCACUUGUACAUUUGUGUACAAGUUGUACAUCUAUUCUAUUAGAUGACAGCUUGAAGGCUUCUAGGCCUGGAGUGCCUGAGUUUGCACAACUUAUGAUUUGCCACUUCUCUUAUGGAUGGUCAGAGCAUGGCAGGUGUCUUUUCACAACUAAAGUACAUUUUUCAUUUUUGAUUUUGGAAUUUUCAGCUAACCUGUGAUCUUUCUCACACUUUAUUUCUGAUAGAGAUCUUUUUUAAAUUCAGCUCCAUGGUAAUUCAAUCUGUCUUUUAGAAAGACAUUUAGAGUGUGGAUUGGUCAGAUGUGUUGGAUGGUAAAAUAUUGGACCAAAAGUAUUGAUGCAAGUUAAAAUAUAGCUGAAAUGAUGUAGUUAUGAAUAUAGUAAAGCGCAAUUUCCACAAUGCUUUAGCCAAUUAAAACAUUCUAAAAGACAAACGAUGGUAUAAGUGCCCCAAACUGCUUUUGAGCAGUGUAUAAGGAACACGGCCUAAUAGAAAAAGGAACCAAAAUGUUCUUUCUUUCACAAAUUGGCCCACCCUGUGAGAUGCAUGAACUCUGUCAUGUUGAGCCGUUAGCAGGCAUUAUGCAUUAAAAGCUUACCUAGGCUUUCUGAAAAAAACGAAAGAGUAACAGAAUCCAUUCCCCAAAACAAAAUUUUACUUUCAAUUCAGUAUAUAUUCCUGGGUGCUUUUUUCUUUCACGCGUGGUUUGGCUUUGGUUGCAGUCCGUAUCCAACAGUAGUGCUGUGAAACCAGCUCUGUGAAUCUUCAGUAUGUAAUUCUGGUUUAGGCCAGUUUCCCAGUAAAAUGUGCUGCUGGGAUUUGACGUGUCUUGACACAUUAAAAUAUCUGCAGUCUAUUUUUCA